Tyto alba (common barn owl) is the source of this 507-nucleotide messenger RNA. RefSeq names its product interleukin-17F. NCBI's taxonomy places the organism in Eukaryota, Metazoa, Chordata, Aves, Strigiformes, Tytonidae. Gene Ontology annotation, molecular function: cytokine activity. The record is from RefSeq and is a predicted model, not a curated record. Gene Ontology annotation, cellular component: extracellular region. The transcript is spliced from 3 exons. Bases 1 to 507 code for a protein of 168 amino acids. Gene Ontology annotation, biological process: inflammatory response.
AUGGCUUUUUCCAGCUACACUGCAGUGUUCAGAUCACUGCUUUUGGUGCAGGUUCUAGUACUCACCGUAAGGAGCUCACCCCAUGGGAGGGUGAACCCUCAACUCCUCAAGGACAGUAGCUCUGUGAUGCUUAGUGAAGAUUGCCUGAACCAAAAGGAUCUCAAGUUCCCUACAACGGUGAAAGUUGACAUUCGUAUCAGCAAUUCAGGUCAUGCCUUUAGGACUGUCCAUGAUGUCAGGAACCGGUCUCUUGCUCCUUGGGAUUACAGGCUUGAUGAGGACCCCAACCGCUUCCCCCAGGUGAUCGCCGAUGCCAAGUGCCGCCUCUCCGGCUGCAUGAACCCACUGGGGCAGGAGGACCACAGCCUCAACUCCGUCCCCAUCCAACAGGAGAUCCUUGUCCUCCGGCGGGAGCAGUGGGGCUGCUCGCCCACCUACCGCCUGGAGAAGAAAGUCAUCACCGUGGGCUGCACGUGUGUUGCUCCAAUCAUCCACCAACAGUCCUAG